Messenger RNA from Girardinichthys multiradiatus, 1266 nucleotides. RefSeq names its product zona pellucida glycoprotein 3f, tandem duplicate 2 (gene zp3f.2). Gene Ontology annotation, cellular component: extracellular matrix. The record is from RefSeq and is a predicted model, not a curated record. The coding region runs from base 93 to 1133 and encodes 346 amino acids. Gene Ontology annotation, biological process: positive regulation of acrosome reaction; egg coat formation; binding of sperm to zona pellucida. Gene Ontology annotation, molecular function: acrosin binding. Lineage: Eukaryota; Metazoa; Chordata; Actinopteri; Cyprinodontiformes; Goodeidae. The transcript has 10 exons.
AGCCCUGCCUUCGCACAGAUGUUGUUCAUUCAGCUGAUUAACUGAAUGGUGUAUAAAGAACAUCAGCUUGGUUACGUUGACAUUCUUUAGUCAUGGUAACUCAUUUCUGUCUAGGUGUUGUGCUUUUGGCUAUCUUGGCCACAGCUGUUGCUGAUCCAGAUAUCAAAGUGGUCUGUGCAAAAGAUUCUGUGAGAGUCACAUGGAGGGUAGCUCCCCAGUUUGUGCCUUAUGCAGCUCGAUUCUUUCUUGGGAACUGCAUGCCGUCGACGUGGAAAGUCCUCCCAACUGGAGAGGGAGAAGCAAGUUUUAACUAUAAGUUCUUUGAUUGCAGGUUUACCAAACAGUUAAAAGGGAAACACAUUAUUUAUCAGAACCAGCUGUCCUUUAGGCCGCAAUCAAAACCAAAGUCAGCCAUCUUCACCUAUCCCAUCCAAUGUGUCCAGAAACUAGCUGAAGAAAAAGUUCCCCAGUUCCUGAAUCCUGGAUCUGGCGUUUCUGAGGGACACAGUAAGCUGGUCUUCCACAUGGAACUUCUUAAUGAGCAAUUAACAGGCGUCUCAAAGACAAAUGUGAUUCCCCUCGGCUCAUUCAUGCCAAUAUGGGCGGCAGUGGAGCAGAAGUCCCAUCAGCCGCUGGUGUUGCUAAUGGAUGAGUGUGUAGCAGCCUCCACACCAGAGCUGCACCCUGGGAGCCAAGUUUAUCCCAUUGUUGGCAAUAAUGGGUGUCUUCUGGAAAGUAAAAGGGGAAGCUCGCUGUUCCUUCCUCGGUACCACUCGUCUGCCAUAAUUCUCUACCUGCAGUCAUUCAAGUUCGGGAUGGGAGGAGAGGUGUACAUUCAUUGUAAUCUGAUUGUAUGGGAUGGAGAUUAUCUUGAUCAACGCAGGAAGGCUUGCCAUGUGAAAGAUGGGAGAUGGGAACUACUUGAUGACCCUAUGCGACACUCCCUCUGCAACUGCUGUGAAACCUCCUGCAAUCCUCGCACCAAAAGAGCAGUUGACUGGGAGUCUUUAAGCAGCCAUUUCAACUCUAUGUUGGGACCCAUCAUCAUAGUGGACCAGCCAGAUUCUAUGGCAAAUGCCUCAUUGCUGGACACUGGUGCAGCUCAGUCAAAGAAAAGGGUUGAUCUAAUUUGAAGCUACAGCCUGUGGCACUCAUGAUUUACAAGGCUUUGGACACCAGAACCUGCUAUUGGUAGACAUGACUGAACUUGGAAAGGAAUGUUUGUGGGAUAUUUGUGCAAUAUUAAAUAAACCCAGUUUAUUCUAA